This is a messenger RNA of Tilletiaria anomala UBC 951, 198 nucleotides long. RefSeq lists its product as uncharacterized. The transcript has 2 exons. Lineage: Eukaryota; Fungi; Basidiomycota; Exobasidiomycetes; Georgefischeriales; Tilletiariaceae. Gene Ontology annotation, biological process: protein secretion. The record is from RefSeq and is a predicted model, not a curated record. The coding region runs from base 1 to 198 and encodes 65 amino acids.
AUGGUGCGGUAUCUCAUCGGAAAAUAUUCGGACCCUGUGUUCGGAAUGGUGACAGGCGCAUUCGCCUACUACCUGUGGGAGAAGGAUCCGAAGAAUGCCGCUGAGCGACCGCCAGGUAGGUCGCUACAUGAACUCGCAUCCAGGCGCUGGCAGAACGGCCAAGCACCCUUGUCCCUCGCGCCGGUCACUUCGCGUUGA